Molecule: messenger RNA, 2643 nt
Organism: Phaeoacremonium minimum UCRPA7
Lineage: Eukaryota; Fungi; Ascomycota; Sordariomycetes; Togniniales; Togniniaceae
Product: putative chloride channel protein 3 protein
Exons: 7
Coding region: 1-2643 (880 amino acids)
Biological process (GO): chloride transport; transmembrane transport
Cellular component (GO): Golgi apparatus; early endosome; membrane
Molecular function (GO): voltage-gated chloride channel activity
Source: RefSeq, a predicted model, not a curated record
AUGGAUGAAGACAACGGGCAGAGCGGGAGAUAUCUCUCCUUGCCGCCAUCUCCCACCACCUACCGGAGACCUCGAGAUCGCAGCCGGAACCGCAACCGGAACCGCAGUCGCAGGAGCUCCCUUGACCAGGCAGACGAGCGGUCUCCCCUCCUCACAACCGCUGCCAACAAGGCACGCGUCCAAAUCGAUUCGCCCCGGCAUCCUCAUCUAACUCGAAAUGCGAGCUCCACAGGAAGCAUCCCUUUGAGCCGACACCACAGCCGAGUCGAGUCAUGGGGUCAGCGCCUGAUCCAAGCUCUUUCCGACCGUCAGGAGUCUUCCAUGGCCGAGUCCAAGUCCUCCAUCCAUCCCGACGAGCGCGUCUGGUACGACCAGUUCACAUCGACCGACUGGGUCCACGACAGCAUAGCAGACGCCUACCGGGUCAAGGCUCUCCGCAGCCGCAAGGACUUCUGGGGUCGGGUAUAUGUCCUAUUCGACGGAGCACAGGGCUGGAUUCUUAGUGCUGUCGUCGGAGUCAUGGUGGCUGUCCUUGCAUAUGUCAUCGACAUAUCAGAGCAGACCAUCUUCGAUUUUAAGGAUGGGUACUGUGCAAAGGCAUGGUACCUGAGUGAGAGGAGAUGCUGUCCCCUUGGGCCCUGCACAGAUUGGAAAGACUGGGGCGAGGUCCUUCAGGGCAAGUCUUACGGAGAGGAAUGGACCGAAUAUGCGGUCUAUAUCUGCUUCGUGGUUGGCUUCUCUACUAUUGCAUGCUUGCUUACCUUGCUUACCAAGACCGUCGUCCCGUCCCAAUAUCGACUGUCAACGUUCGACGAGAAUCUCGCUGCCGAGGCGGCAACUCUCGAAGACGUGGACAAUGUUCACGACGAGAGCCCAAGCAUCAGUCCUCAACAGACCCCACCGGAAGCUUCCGUUGGUCCUCCCAUGAUCUACUACUCUGCGGCAGGCAGUGGCGUGGCUGAAGUGCGAGUGAUUCUAAGCGGUUUCGUCUUCCACGGCUUCCUAGGUUUGAAAACCCUCAUCAUCAAGUCUCUAGGUCUGAUUAUGAGUGUUGCUUCGGGCUUGAGCUUGGGCAAAGAGGGCCCGUACGUGCACAUCGCCACCUGUAUUGGCAACAUUGCCUGCCGUAUUUUCUCGAAAUACGACAGCAAUGACGGCAAGAGACGUGAAGUGCUGUCUGCUGCGGCCGCGGCUGGUGUUGCCGUUGCUUUUGGUGCCCCUCUAGGCGGUGUGUUGUUCGGACUCGAAGAGGUGGCCUACUUCUUUCCAGCAAAGACUCUAUUCCGCACUUUCUUCUGCUGUAUCGUUGCGGCCCUCACGCUGAAGUUUUUAAAUCCUUAUGGAACCCACAAGAUUGUCAUGUUUCAAGUUCACUACAGUGUGGACUGGGAAUAUUUCGAGAUUGCCACCUUCAUUGCUGUGGGUAUCCUAGGCGGUGCGGCAGGAGCUCUCUUCAUCAAGGCAUCUCGGCAUUGGGCCAAGUCUUUCCGUCGUAUUAGGGUGAUAAAGGCCUAUCCUCUCCUCGAGGUGGUCCUGGUCGCCCUAGUCACUGGACUUAUCGGAUACUGGAGCCGCCUGACAAAGCUACCCGUUGCGCAACUGCUGUACAACCUUGCUGCACCCUGUGAUGACCGAGAUAACAACUUGGAUGACAUGGGCCUAUGUCCAAGCGGCAUCGAUGACAUACCUCCUAUCUUGUCAAGCCUCUUGAUAGCUUUCCUCAUCAAGGGUUUCCUCACAAUUGUCACAUUUGGAAUCAAAGUCCCGGCCGGCAUCUACGUCCCGUCUAUGGUUGUUGGCGGUCUGAUGGGACGAUUGAUUGGACACGCAGUACAAUGGACUGUCUUCAAAUGGCCCUCAUGGGGUGUCUGGGGAAGUUGUGCUGUCGUUGGAGACGCAACAUGCAUCCAGCCCGGUGUCUAUGCUCUGAUUGCAGCCGGAUCGACCAUGUGCGGAGUUACUCGACUUUCGGUCACGCUCGUGGUUAUUCUAUUCGAACUCACGGGCAGCCUCGACUACGUCUUGCCCUUUUCCCUUGCAAUUCUUGUUGCCAAGUGGACCUCAGACGCCAUAGAGCCACUAAGCAUCUACGACCUCCUGACGGAGAUGAACUCCUAUCCUUUCCUCAACAACAAGCACAGACCAGUGUUCACGUCUGAACUUGCUGACAUUGUCCCGCGUGUUCGGCGAGAGCGCGUCAUUGAUAUCACAAACUCACCCGUGGUGUCAGCUUCAAGCCUCAGGAGUAAGCUGGAACUUCUGCACAAGGCAGGCGAGCUCGAUGGCGGGCUGCCAGUCGUCCGCGAUGGCGUCCUCGUUGGCUUGAUCCCUGCACCAGAUCUGGAGUUUGCACUUGACAACCUCCCUGAUGAAGGUUCUCAGAUGUGUCUGAUGGCUAAGGUCCCUACCAUCGAUGAUUCAGACGAUGGCGAGCCUGAUCCGACAGACUUCACACCAUAUAUUGAUCCUGCACCUGUAGCUUUGGAUAUUAAAUCGCCCAUGGACCUUGUAUACGAAUGUUUCGUCAAGUUGGGUCUUCGUUACAUUUGUGUUCUGAAGAACGGCCGAUAUGCCGGCAUGACGCAUAAGAAGACUUUCGUUAAGUAUAUGCGCGAGCUUGAGCACAGAGAGGGGCACAUCUGA